Molecule: messenger RNA, 417 nt
Organism: Ilex paraguariensis (yerba mate)
Lineage: Eukaryota; Viridiplantae; Streptophyta; Magnoliopsida; Aquifoliales; Aquifoliaceae
Source: the annotation of a GenBank genome assembly
AUGGAGUCUUUAAGAAUGUUCAAAUCUACUAUUUCUCUCUCUUGCUUCUUCAUGUUUCUCUCUUAUGUUACCAUCUUGAAGCCUACCUAUGCAUCAAAAGAAUGUGAUUUUCCAGCUAUCUUUAAUCUCGGUGAUUCGAAUUCGGAUACCGGUGCACUGGCUGCUGCUUUUAAUUGGACUCCACCACCUUAUGGGGAAACCUUCUUCCAUAAACCAGUCGGGAGAUUUUCUGAUGGACGGCUCAUCAUUGAUUUCAUCGCAAAAAGUUUGGGUCUGCCAUUUCCCAGCGCUUAUCUCAACUCCUUGGGGGCGAACUUCACCAAUGGUGCCAAUUUUGCCUCGGCGGGAGCAACAAUCCGACCACCGGAAACUAUCAUUCCGGUGGGUAUAUUCAGUCCCUUUUACCUCGAUGUGUAG